UAUAUUUUCUUUUUCCUUCACACAUCGGGAGUAGUUUUAAUCAAAUUACGAUAUUGCAUAUUAGCGGGACGUAGUAAGGUCGACUGGGUACCUUGGCACCAACCUACCACGUACCCCCACCUUGGCUGAAGAGGUUUUAUCACAAAACGUAGAAGAAGCAGAAGAUUUCGUGCACUACGAAGCCCUUCAAAGGAUUACUAAGGUGGGCCAAAUCACAGCGGAUGGGAUACGUUAAACAAUGUCAGUCUAGUUUACUCGCCUUGUCACAUCGUCAAUUUCUAGCGGUUGCUUUGGGUGAAGAUAAAGAAAGUUUAACUAUAUGCGGGAUAAUAAAAAUCAAUGAUGUUCUUGUUAUCGUGUUAGACAGCCGGGAUUACUUAGAUCGUAGCCCAAAUAAAGCUGUAAUCGAAGAAAAGAAUCUAAACAAAUAAAUUUAUAAAUCGGCAGAUGGCUUUAUAGAUAGAUAGGAUUUGUCCAUAAAAUAGAUGAAUCCUAGUUUUCUCCCCAGUGCCUGCUCACUUACAGUUUUAUGGACUGUCAUAUGGAAAAGAGAUAACCAACUAAUUCUAGCAUUCGUGCUUUUAUUAAAAGGAUUUGGUCUUUUGGGGUUAUUUUGUUGUCCAAAAUCGCCUUUAGAUAUUCUUGUAAAUCUGAUCAUAAGCAAAUUUUGCUGUUGCUGAUGGAACUGUUUGCAAACGCUUUUUUUUUUUCAUUUUCAUGCACCUCUUGUCGUUCGCGACUUUCGAAAGCGCUUUUUAAAAGAUUAUAAAUUAAAACAGCCUCUCUUUACUGCUUUCUGGGACAUUUCGGUAUUGCAAAUCUAUCCCCGAGUACGGUCUUUUUUUCAUCGCUUUUACGUCGCGGAAACGUUCUAUUAAGGCUAAAAAGUUUAUUUGUGCUUUUACUUGUAGCCGACAAAAUGUAAAUACACGAACCUAGAUAAAUAACACUAUUUGCUAAACUGGGUCCUAGUUGAUGUCUCUUUGGUCUUAUCUUUAAGUCUACUUUCCCACAUGCAAAUCACCAAGGCUUAGAGACUAUUUUGUACGCAUACUCUCUAUGAUACAUUUUCUAACUUGACACUUUCACCCUUCACCCUUUUUUAUUUUAUUUUUUUACAUUUUGUUAUGGAGAUGUAAAAGUUUGAAAUCGUUUCUAGACUGCUGCUAUUUAUUUGUAACGGAAGAGUCCUUGUACUGGAAAAAGCCAUUUGUAGCGCUUUGUUUAAAUAUACCGUUAUUCCAUCGUAUCUACAUUUGUUUGCACUAACACAGAGUGGCGCGAAAUCAGUUGAUGUCACUCCAGCUUUCAGGUGAUCUUGCUGAAUAACAAAAUUACCAUUUCUAACAUCAAAAUGUUUGCAAUUUAGAAUUAAGAAAUUUGUACCAAUCAAGGCAAAUGAGAGACUACGUUUCUAUCGCACAGAAAAGCAGAAAUGCCGCCAUCUUCGACGCAAGAGCCCUUGUCAGUAAAACUUUGUUUUUGUUUUUAUUUAUCAUUUAAAGACAGAUAAUUGACUAUGUGUUUUAUAUUUCAAUCGAAAAAUUGAAAAUCGCCCCUAAAUCAGCCUAUGGAAAUAGCUGUGUUUUUUUUUUCAUUUUUAUAUUUUGCUAGGAUGACAACAAAGCGAUUGAAAGAGACCGUAAUGGCUUAGGGCGUGCCUCGAAUGCAAUUGAUAAAAAUCCGCUAUCACGGUGUUCCGAACAGAUAGCAUUUCAGCCGCCGGCGUAUUUCCAAUUCUUGCCGGUUCUUCAUGCUCACAGAAAUGAUUCUCACAUGACGGUUACCUUUAAGAGCUUAAAGUUGUUAUUUUUAACUAAACUUAAGGUUUUGAUUAAAUAAAAAAAAAACUCAACCGUCGUGAUGAUUUAACGAGCUCAUGUAUGUCAUUAAAAAUGGAAAAGAAAUGAGCAAAAUUGCCUUAAAUAACGUUUUUAUAAAUAGUGGAUGAUUUUUUCAGAGUAUUUUCAAGUGUUUACAAUUUCUUUGUUUAGCCCACUCCCAUGAAUGAAAGAUGCUUUGUUACACUCGGUAUUUAGCUAGAAUGACAAAAUGGUGGAUAAACAGAGUCUCUUAAACGACCAAGGGCUUGCCACAAAUGCAAUCGUAAACACCCGCUAUCAAGCUGUGUCAAAGAGAUAGCAUUUCAGCCGCCAGUCCCCUUUGGGUGAUCACCCAAAUCACAGAAAUUAUUCUUGCACUAAAGUUACGUUUAGGGUUUAAAAUACUUUAUUGAAAUGAAACUGCUGAAUUUUAAUUAAAAAAAGCGUCGACACAGUGGAAUGUUUCCUGUUUUGCUUAGACUUCGUAUAAUAAAAUGCAACUCGUGUAUUUCACUAAAAAUGGAUAAAAAAUGAGCAAAUAGGGCCUCAAAUAAUAUUCGAUUUCUAUAAAUUUUACUUGAUUCUUUUAAAGGAAAAUUGCCAAUUUUUUUCAAUAGAUUGCCACAACCAACCUGAUCGUAUGUAUUAGAAUCAUUCUCUCUAUCAAUCUUAAUUUUGCUUUAAAAAAAUAAGAUGGUUUUGCAAUUUAAUCCAUGCAUUAACCUUAAAUUAAUAGAGAUAUAACUUCUGUGGUUAUACCCAGUACUGGGUGACUGUCUCAGGACACUUGACGCAUGUGAUUAUACCCAGUACUGGGUGACUGUCUCAGGACACUUGACGUUUGUGGUAAUGCCCAGUACUGGGUGACUGUCUCAGGACACUUGAUGCAUGUGAUUAUACCCAGUACUGGCUGACUGUCUCAGGACACUUGACGUUUGUGGUAAUGCCCAGUACUGGGUGACUGCAUCAGGACACUUGACGUAUGUGGUUAUACCCAGUACUGGGUGACUGUCUCAGGACACUUGACGUAUGUGGUUAUACCCAGUACUGGGUGACUGUCCCAGGACACUUGACGUAUAUGGGUGGCUCAAAAUGCUUAAACAGUAUAUUUAGAUUUUUUUUCUAUUUUUCAGGAUGGAAACGGAAAGUAAGUUCAACAAUUAAAAUCAUUUUAGUGUGGUAUUUUGUAUCUAACAACUAAUAUCAAUUAAUAGCAACUAAUAUCAAUUCAAAUGAUAUUGAAUUUUCCUGACCGAACGCCUCGGAAUUUUGAAAGAGUGGUUAUGCCUGCAGGUAGAGCUCUUGUAAGGGACCGUACCCUGAAGCAUCUGAAAGUCUAGAUUUGUAAAUGAGAGAAGAGGUAUUAGUAGGUUAGGUUUGUAGUUUAUGCAUCCAAUGAGAUAUGAUACUUCUGAAUCUUAGGUGAUUUUAGCGCAUUGUAACACAAAGCUUAAAAAAAAUGGAAUGUCUUGUAUAGCUCAUGGGUGUUACUCGGAUUUGACCAUUGCAACCAACCUCGUAAGCGAUAAGCUUUAGUUAAGACCAAACCGUUUCCAACUCCCUUUUAAAUAGUCCCUCUAACUUAAAAAAAAUCUAGGUCACGACCACUUUAAUGGGCACAACCAUGGCGUUAACAACUGGCUAUUCCAAUAUUUUUAAGGCGGUACGAAAUGCAAACAAGGCAAAUGCGCUCAAAUUACCCUAAAUUACAAAUUACAUUUGUGAGGCCGCUUUUGCAUAAAACUGGUCGAAACUUUCACUUAAGCAUCGAGUUUGUCAGUGCUUGUCAAAGUACAUUUUACCGUCUGUUAUUGUUAUUUCUACUCCAGGCAUUCAGAUCCCGCACCGCAAAAUAACGAAAUUGUCUCUGAGCUCCAAAUCGUGGAUAGUAGGCCCCCACCGGGUUCUCUGCAACUCAUUUGCUCAGAUGUGACGACAUGUUUCGAAAAUACACUUAAAACGGUAGGUCAUGUGCAAACGGUAGGUCACGUGCAAACGGUAGGUCACGUGCAAACAAUGCUCCUCUGAACAUUUUGACUUACCCUGGGUACCAGGCUCCAGACUUCUCUCGUCCAUUGACGCUCAGCAAAAAUGCCCUGACGAGCGAAGCGAGUGGGCUCUGGGCGGGCGAGUAGCCUUAUUCAGUUCCAGUCUCAAAUUACAUGCCAUGAGUCACAAUACGAGAGCUGUAAGCUUUUAAAGUUUUGUUGUUAUUUUCAUACUCGAUUGAUUCAAAGUCACCGAAUGGUCCACGGAGAAAUUAAUUUCUGUCAUAUCUGCAACAACAAUUCUUAGGCAAGUUUAAUUUGUUUACUGGCUCUAAGACGAAGAAGGAGCGAUUCGUAGAACGUCUGUUUAUUAUUAGCAAACGUUACAAAGAGAAAUCCUUCGUAAGGCAGCUUGAAAAGCUAGAUAAUGUAAAGGAAUGAUUGAUAGAAAACUGCAAAAUUUCAAAUCAACAAACGCAAGGACAUGUUAGCAAUCGAGAGCGAUCCUCGGAAAGUCACCGUUCGCGCCCCGAUGCGGGCGGGCUUAGCUCCAUCUUCAACUCCGCCUUCGGUACAAACUGCAAGAUCCCUGCAGAUCCAGCCCAAAAACAAUAGGGUGAAUCAAGGACCGUUGAAAACGGUCAAAACUAGCGUUGAACUACAUGUGUACUUGUGUUUAUAAGCAAACCAACUACACGUGAUCGAACAGCUGAACCUUCAACCUUUGCAAAACAAGCCGGUUUUUUAAGCUAAUCCCAAAUAUGGGUUUAUUGACCAAAUAUGGUUUUUUGUUACUAUGACAAUCUCGUUGACCAAUCAGCUGCAGAAUAUGCGCGCUACCAUAUUUGUGGGGGACUAAACUGGUAAAGAUUCGGGACUUAUUCAGACAGCACUAUUUAGUCGUAUGCAAUUUGCCCGCAACACCUCUACAACUUGAGUUGUAGAGUGUAAAUUAGCCUUUGACUCCACCCGACGUUCGGCUACGAAAGCCGUAGUGUGUAAUCUAGGGCUAAGACAAGUCGCACGCAGGUCGGAUACGACUAAAUCGUGCUGUCUGUAUAGGUUUUAAGACGCUAUACUUACCCAACAUGCCAUUGUUAUGUUAAUGAAAGGUGCUCGGGUGCUGGGACAGCUUCGUUAUUGAUCCAGAGGGAGGUCUAUGCUACACUUGGGCGGUAAGAAAAUAAUCAUGUACAGGCGAAGACUCUUGUGUAAAAAAAAACUACCCUUGAGUAGUACCGAGUUGCGGGGAAUGAUCCUCCGGUGUAACCUUGUUCUCGUUAUUUUUGCUGUCUCAUUACUGACGUCACUAUUUCUGAUGUCGUGUGCUCAUGAAAAAUAUUUUUUUGUAAUACGAAAGCUGUCGGGUAUUUUUUGUUAUCUCUCAGGAAUAAUGUCGCAUUUUCUUUGUGUGAAGGCCCUUGUUACGUUCGCUGUCUUCUAUAACUUCUGCAUCGUGCUCUUACGCAUCGCUUUUAAAGAGGUGCGAAAUGAGCUGUUCUAUAGAAUGAUCUACUGGCCCUUAGACGUGAUUAGUGAUAUCAUCUAUCUGGUGGACAUACUUGUCCAAUUCAGGACAGCUUACAGAGAUGAUCAUGGCAUUAUGAUAAACACUCCAAAGCUCUUGGCUCUCAAUUACUGCUCAAAGAUACCUUUUUUUCUUGAUGCUCUUUCCGUUUUUCCUCUGGAGACAACUCUACCGUUCACACUGGGAGUCCAGCCAUCCGUAUGGUUCCGUUGCCUGCGUCUUCUCAAGUGGCAUUGUGUCCUUCGGUUCUUUGUCAUCAGCGAUCUUCGCACCAACAAACCAAACCGUCUGCGUGUCGUCAAACUUGCUCUUUACCUAGGACUCGCCCUCCAUUGGGUUGCCUGUGGCUAUUACAUGAUAUCUGAAUACGAGGGAUUGGGCUCUAAUUCCUGGGUCUAUCCGGAAGCAAGUGGCGAAGACGGCAAGUUGCUGAGAAAAUAUAUCAAGUCACUUUACUGGUCCAUACUGACGUUGACGACUAUUGGAGAAACACCAGAGCCGUCUACUAAUUUGGAACAUGUGUUCACCAGUGCAAUGUUCCUGUUCGGGAUCUUUGUGUUUGCUGCCGUGGUCGGAAAUGUCGGAGACGUCAUUAGUAACAUGAACGCUGCAAGAACAGAUUUCCAGACCAAGAUGGAUUACAUCAAGUCGUACAUGGAGCAUCACAAGGUUCCGGAAGACCUGCAGAACCGUGCGAAGCGAUGGGCGUACUACGCUUGGAGCAGGACACACGCUCUGGAUGAGAGUGAUGCCCUUGGCAUGCUGCCUUUGCGUCUUCGCGCCGAGCUCGCCAUACACGUACAUCUGGCCACUCUAAAGAAGGUCAAGAUAUUCAAGGACUGUGAUGAGGGCUUAUUGUGCGAACUCGUCCUGAAACUGCGACCUCAGAUAUUUUCUCCUGGAGACUACAUUUGUCGAUGUGGCGAAAUAGGCCGGGAGAUGUAUAUAAUCAAUCACGGGAAAGUCGAGGUAGUCGUUCCUGAUUCUACGACUGGUGAAAAAAUAGUGGUAGCAUCAUUGACUGAGGGGAAUUACUUUGGGGAAAUCAGUCUUUUGCGACUUGAUGAAGGCAGAAACAGGAGAUCAGCAGAUGUGAGAUCUGUCGGAUAUUCAGAGCUGUUGUGCUUGUCGCAGAAAGACUUGAUGGAGGCACUUGAGGAGUAUCCUGAAGCAAAGAAGGUUCUCGAAUCACAAGGAAGAGACCGCUUACAAAGGACCAAAACUGAAGGUAACAUGCUUAUUCCCCGCCGCACACACCAGAUAGAGGAAAGACAAGAGCUCCACAUCAAUUUAGCGAGAGAGCUGUCAGCCAUUAAGAGCAACUUGGAAAGUGUUGCCAAGAGAAGCGAGGAGUGCGCUGUGCUCAGGCGAGAAGCGGCCACUCUGAGAGCAAAGCUUCGUAACGCCGAGUCAAGACUCGCGGGACUUGACAGCUUACAGUCAGCUAACUACAAAUCCAGCACAAGCGCACCGACCGUGCCUCCUUUUAAGGUCACCACAGGAAUGCCACCUUGUGUCUCAAAGCAAUCAGCAUUGUGCAAAGGGUCAACGGCAAUCCGGUGUAGUCCCUUAAAGUCUGGAACUGCUGAUCAAAUUCUUAAGCGGUUAUUUCGGGCUGCUCAAUCUGCGUCCCAGACAAAAAACAGUCGGGCUCUCUGCGCCACCAAUGAUACACGUACAACGCAAACUUCGCCCGCUUAUUGUUUAGCUAGCACAUGUCGUGGAACUGAGCAUGGUGUUUCGACCAGGAAGAGACCAGUAGAAACGCUUUUUCUGCCGGAGAUUCGACUUCUUGAUGCGGUUGACGGUGAUGUCCAGUUGCUCAGAAGGAGGCGUUUCUCGGUCAACCUACCCGUGCAGAGGAGAAAAUAAUAUUUGUUGUCAGAUAACAGGUAUAGAGGACGUUACUACGUCUCGCACUCGUACAUACAGUUAUCUAGCCACAGUCAUCUCGUCACCAGACGGGCAAAGAAGUCAGAGUAAUCCUGGGAUAGUAAUAAGUCGGACGAAGCAGGCAGUGAAGACUUCUCUUUACGCGGUUGUUCAGCCAGAAUGACUAUUAAAGUGUUCAAACCUAAUGUUUUAUAAUAAAGUACCUACUACGGAAAACUUAGAACCAAAUGUCACGUUAUUCUGGACAUCUGGGCGAGUUAACAGAAGAAGAAAAAAAAUGUUCUUGAAUACUCCUGAACCAUUUUAGCUUUUCGCGGUUAUGUAUUUUUGUUGACUUUUGCAUUUUUGCUCAUAUUAGGGAAGGGAAAUUGUUUAACAUACUUGAUCUAAUCAAGAUUAUUUCUUUACUGCUCAAUUAUAAAUUAAUGUAUUGUGAAGAGAUAGGAGAGAUCUGUUAUCUUUAUCGGUGACACCAGUUAGCUCAAUAAAGAAUCGAACACUGCUUUCGA
Molecule: messenger RNA, 7741 nt
Organism: Nematostella vectensis (starlet sea anemone)
Lineage: Eukaryota; Metazoa; Cnidaria; Anthozoa; Actiniaria; Edwardsiidae
Product: cyclic nucleotide-gated cation channel alpha-3
Exons: 17
Coding region: 4971-7211 (746 amino acids)
Biological process (GO): transmembrane transport; potassium ion transport
Cellular component (GO): membrane
Molecular function (GO): voltage-gated potassium channel activity; protein-containing complex binding
Source: RefSeq, a predicted model, not a curated record